This is a messenger RNA of Saccostrea echinata, 919 nucleotides long. RefSeq lists its product as uncharacterized. Lineage: Eukaryota; Metazoa; Mollusca; Bivalvia; Ostreida; Ostreidae. The record is from RefSeq and is a predicted model, not a curated record. Bases 1 to 915 code for a protein of 304 amino acids. The transcript has a single exon.
AUGGCAAAUCAACAAAAUUUUAUCCCCAUGAAAAUUUGUGCUUCUACAGUAUAUUCCAUAAUGAAUGGACAUUCAAUUCUCUUUUGCAGUUUCCUACUUCCUAAGGCAAGAUCUAUGACCUAUUGGAUUGGUGAAGGUACGUCAGAGACAGGAAGGCAGAGGCCAAACAAAAGUACUCUCCCUCUCAUUGAUCAGUUGCUGGCCGUUCUUAUGCGUCUGAAGGUUGGGCUUUUAGUAACUGAUAUUGCUGAACGGUUCGGAAUCUCAACAUCAAGAUUUUCUUCUUUUUUCACGACAUGGAUUUGUCUUCUUCAUGCUGAGCUCUGUGCUCUGAAUAAGUUUCCCUCAAGAGAAAAAAUUGCAUCUUGUUUGCCUGAAUGCAUGAAAAAGUUUCCAAAUUUAAGAGUAAUUCUUGACUGUACUGAAAUAUAUAUUCAGAAAUCAUCAAGUUUAGUUAACCAGAAUUUAACUUUUUCAAAUUAUAAACAUCAUACAACAAUGAAGUUUUUGAUAGGAAUUUCACCUGCUGGAGUAAUUUCUUUUGUGUCAAAUGCAUGGGGUGGGAAAACUUCAGACAGACAGAUGGUUAUUGAUAGUGGGUUUUUGGAUUUAUUAGAACCAGGAGACAAUGUAAUGGCCGAUAAAGGUUUUACAAUUAGAGAUUUACUGCAAGAAAGAGGUUGUACUUUAAAUAUUCCACCAUUUAACACCAAAGGACAAUUUUCAGUUGAUGAAAUCCUGUACACACAAGAAAUUGCAAAAGUUCGCAUUCAUGUUGAGAGAAGUAUAGGUAGGAUUAAAUGUUUUCAUAUUUUUGAUGGUGUGAUGCCACUUUCACUUGCACCUCUGUUAAAUCAAAUGUUUCAAGUUGCCAGUUUCUUGACAAAUCUUGAUGUUCCACUUAUUGAAAAUUAAAUGU